This is a messenger RNA of Alternaria novae-zelandiae, 531 nucleotides long. RefSeq lists its product as uncharacterized. The coding region runs from base 1 to 531 and encodes 176 amino acids. The record is from RefSeq and is a predicted model, not a curated record. NCBI's taxonomy places the organism in Eukaryota, Fungi, Ascomycota, Dothideomycetes, Pleosporales, Pleosporaceae. The transcript has 2 exons.
AUGGCGAUGACCAAGUACGAGAACAUCAUCUGGGAGGAGAAGAUGAAGGAAAAGAUCAUGUGUACGCGCCCCAUUCUUACUCGUCCAUACAUCUUGAAGCUGACUCAAUCAGCUCACGCCCGUAUCUUGUACUCUCAACAGUUACCCCCGGACUCCAUCCUCGACGUCGUCAACACUACUUCCAAGCUGCCCGGGUACGCAUUCGUGGCCUACACAUCCCACACUGUUGUCAUAGACGGAUCGAGGGGUUGGAGGAUUCUCUUGUCGAGUUCGGAGUGCAUGUCUCUUGGGGGAAGCCUUGAGGAGACACUACAGACUCUGCAAGAACUUCUGCAACAUCGCUUGCUGCCCCAUGCACAGCCGGUGGACAAGGAGACCGACAACUUGGCUGGGCGUUCUAUCAAGCAGGAACAUGUCGACGGUUCAACGGAUCGAACCGAGGAACAACGCCUAGAGUCAGAAAAUUCGUCGGGAUGGGGUUCUAGUCCUCAAGCCCCGGAAGAAUCAUCCAAGAAGCGGAUGCGAUACUAG